AUGCAAGCAUGUAUCCUGAUCACUAACUCCAUGUACACCAGCCUGAGGUGCCCUUAUCUACAAAAGCUGGUGCCUUGUCAACCUGGAAGACCAGCAAUCGAAAUCAUCAACAACCCUUAUUUAACGAUAGUGGAAAUUCCCACAACUGUUGUCAUCCCAGUUAACGAAAAUGUAAUUAUCAUCGACAGAAACGCACAGCUCUCAUCUAUGAUUGUCCAACAGCUCCAGCAAGUCUGCCCAAUGUGCCAAAUAGAGAACAACUUUUCAAUUUGUAGCGAGUUAGAAGCCAUUGGAGACGUUGUAACAUUCGUCGAAAAAUGUGCAGGACAACCAAUAAUCACGUUCAAGUUUGGAGUGGAGCAGCAACUGGUUAUGACGGAAGAGCAAAUCACAAAAUUGUUCGUAAAUGCCGUUGAAGUACAAAUGUGCCUCGUUGUCCGAAUGUCUUCCAUACGGCAACUGGUAUUCCCGAAAUUGAUGCAAUGGACGUCUUGCGCACCAGGUAGCUGA
Messenger RNA from Haemonchus placei, 510 nucleotides. Lineage: Eukaryota; Metazoa; Nematoda; Chromadorea; Rhabditida; Trichostrongylidae. The record is from the annotation of a GenBank genome assembly.